Molecule: messenger RNA, 1987 nt
Organism: Acanthoscelides obtectus
Lineage: Eukaryota; Metazoa; Arthropoda; Insecta; Coleoptera; Chrysomelidae
Source: the annotation of a GenBank genome assembly
AUUAGAUCGUAAUUUUUUUUCAGGAUACUGACGUUCUGCUACCUCGCAGCCUUCAACUGGUGGCUUCUCCUGUGCCCUGUCACAUUGUCUCACGACUGGCAAAUGGGCUCAAUUCCUCUAGUCACCAGUAUCAGCGACUCAAGGAACAUCAUGACCAUACUCAUGAUCGGACUCACGUUUCUUCUUACACUCAGAUGCCUACAAGACUUUGAUAACCAGAAGCAUCCUUCUAUGGUGCUAGGACUCAUGCUGUUGAUUAUACCUUUUCUACCAGCAACAAAUAUUUUAGUUACUGUUGGAUUUGUAGUAGCUGAAAGAGUAUUGUACAUACCAAGCUUAGGAAGUAUAGUUCUAACAGUGUACGGAAUACAAAUCCUGUGGUACUCCUGGACUAGCCAGCGUCAGACUAUAGCUUGUUUUGUUGUACUACUACUUGCAACAGGAUGCAUGAGAACCAUAGCUAGAAAUAGAGACUGGCGAUCUCGAGAAUCUCUACUAAGGGCUGGUCUCACAACUUUACCUCAGAACGCCAAAAUGCAUUACAACUACGCCAACUUCCUUAGAGACACAAACAAGUUUGAGCUAGCGAAGGCUCACUACUAUACGGCUCUCAAAUUAUGGCCUUCCUAUGCUAGCGCCCACAACAACUUGGGUACACUGCUGAACUAUUCACAUGAAGCUGAACAUCAUUUUCUAGAAGCCAUCAAGUACUCCUCAGACCACGUCAAUGCUCAUUACAACCUUGGGCAACUAUACAGAAAAAUGAACCGAACUACAGAGUCCGAAAUGAUGUUGAAAAGGUGCAUUGAUUUAGAACCGACUUUCGCACCUGCUUACGUAGAACUAGCAAGACUGCAAGAUAAUGAUCUGAACAUACUCAAGCUCCUAAGAAGAGUGGUAGAAUUGAACCCCAAUGAUCCAUACUUCUGUGCUGCCUUUGGGUAUUGGCUGUUCAAGAAGGGUCUUUACGAAGAGUCGCUGCGCCACUAUCAUAGAUCGCUGCAAAUUUCCCCAACAUACAAAGAAGCUUUUAUCGGGGUAGCCAGGGUGUUGAGGAAACUUGGCCAAAGCUCGAGACUCUUUCAAAUCGUUACUCGGUGGCAGCUGAUUCAUAGGAAUAGCAGCAAUGAGAUAAAGCUUAGCCACGUUUAUUUGCUGGGAUGGUCUCUGAGGAGUGAACUUACCAGUAAAGCGAAGGCCUACGAUGUUUACUAUGAAUUUGGCAAUUCCUACCUCAACACUGGAACUACCGAGAAUUGCUCGUUGAAGGAGAAGUGGUUGAAGCAGAAGAGAAACAAAACGUCAAGUCGAAGUUCUAAAGGCGAAGAAAAGAUCCGGACAACAAAAUACGUGUCACCGUUCAUAGUUCACCAUCUGCUAGAUAGUCUGUAGCUAAAAGAGAAACUUAGUCAACAAAUCGUGAUAUCUCAAAGUAUUAAAAUAAAGUUGUAUUGUGUGCAAUAGCAGUUACUAAAUGGAAAUGCAAUGUUUGGCAGAAUCUGCUUGACGUGUGAUGAUCAGAUGCAACGUAGGCAUGUCAUUGUCGUUUUUUCAAGACAUUACUAUGUGCAUCUCACGAUUCGAGCGGAGUUUGUCGAAUUGCAUCAAAAAAGUGCCAACAAAAAGAUGUAAAUGGAAAAUCUGCUGAGGCGAAUGACUGGUGACGAGUAUUCCAAAGCAAUUUUUCUAAGUAAGCUUGUAAAUAAAUGUACAUUUCGAUGAAAAACAAAAGCGAUAUUCUAAUAUGUACCUUAUUUUUAUAAAAUUUAUUUGGUAGUAAGUUGUGAAUUUCAAGGAGGAACAAGUAGAUUGUUUUGCUGGAUCCAAAGCAAAUGUUCAUAGCCCAGUGUAUUUUUACCAGGUUACGAAACAGCCAAUACAUUUUUUUCACUUUGAAUCACUAUAGAUCGCUUGAUGGUUGCAGAAUUUUUCUGAUAUACAGGGUGACUUCGAAGUUGAGUCAUUUAUUUUAACAGUGAGUAGAUCU